Messenger RNA from Phytophthora infestans T30-4, 2613 nucleotides. RefSeq lists its product as uncharacterized. The record is from RefSeq and is a predicted model, not a curated record. The coding region runs from base 1 to 2613 and encodes 870 amino acids. The transcript is spliced from 6 exons. Gene Ontology annotation, molecular function: chloride channel activity. NCBI's taxonomy places the organism in Eukaryota, Oomycota, Peronosporomycetes, Peronosporales, Peronosporaceae. Gene Ontology annotation, biological process: chloride transmembrane transport.
AUGCUCGCAGAGUUCAUCAAAAUGGCUGCCGGACUAAUUGGACCUGACACCGAUCACACGCAGACCCAAGAUCUUCGACAUCUCUUCGUGAAGGCGUCAGCGCAGAAGUGUCCAGCAAUUGAGCGCUGGAUCUCUCACGUGUGUGUGGGAAUGACGUCCAGUCAAGACCCUACAGAGUUUAAUAUUUUCUGUCAGCACGAGCUUGUAGCGCUGCUGAUGGUGACAUUUGACUUUGCGAAUUCGUAUCUGUCGUGGGCGAUUGGAGUGAAGUUGAUUCUUCUCGUACGGCUCAUUCUACCAGGUCUUCAGCAAGCAAUUAGGAGAGCAGUGUCCUACGUGUGUUGGACGUCAUCACGACACGAUGGCAAGCUUAAAACUGUGGAAAAAGUGAUCCAGCCGUCGUCUUCUCUUCUCGAAUACGAGGAAGCUCUCGACGUGUACUUGCGGUCGAUGAGAGUGAAAAAUGCGGAUCGAAUAGCAGCAGAGCGUGAGGCUUUCGAAAACGAAUGGUCAAUUCGAACUGGGAGAGUUCUAUCAGAUGUGCGCACUCCACGAGUGGAUGUGUCUGCGAACGACUUAAGUGCAAUUGUACGCACCCUAAUGCUGCGUCGAUUAACAGCGAUCUGCAAGUUGGAUGUGAGCCUGAGUGUAUCCGAGGACGGCCAGCUCCUUCUUGUCCGCAUUUUUGCGUCCGACAACCUCCUACUGGCGACAUUGUGCGAGACCGACUCGUACCGCUUACAGUUCGCAGAUGCAAUCGACCCUGGGAGGUCUUUCUGGCACGACAAAAAGGAGGUGCUAACGGACCAGAAGGUUCUUGAUGCCAAUACGGCUAAGCACAAGUUGAGACUUUUGUUGGCAGAGCGUGCGAUGUCUCCAAAGGAAGCUGUGUGGUUCCCAGGGGAGUCGCUUGCUCGUGUAUCUGCUCGUGUACAUGCUCUCUCGAGAAUAUCCCGCGCUUCCAGAGGAUUAAUUCGUUGUCACAACUCAGCUCCCGCGUUCGCCAGCUACUCGCUGAACAUUCAGCGUCAGUUCAUCUACAAGAAAUAUCCAAACAAACUUGAUGUCCCCGACUCAUAUCGCCGUUCUGCUGUGCUGCGGACUGUGGAUUGUAUCCGUCUAACGAAACGUAUCAUCGACGCUGAGUUUGACACGAACGCCACGAUCGCAAGUGGUUUGUUGUCGACGUUUCACUGUCUUCACAGCUCCGGCAGAUUCGAUUUGAACUCUCGUGGUGCUCUCGUUUCGUCUUGGAUCAAGUUUUGGAGACCCGUUCACUUCCCGGGAGAGUUUUACCCGAAGGAUCAUGCAAUUCUGAACCUCAUGGGUCGAAUCGCUCCCUUCCGCCAACCACUUCAAGAUGUGCGUGACUAUUUUGGAGAGGAGAUUGCGUUUUACUUUGCGUGGCUCGCAUUCUACGGGAAAAUGAUGAUCAUCCCUGCUGCUAUUUCGAUGGCUGCGUUGGUUAAUGCUACUAUUCCCUUAGUCGAGCUUCUUCUUGGCGUUGUAGUUAUCGCGUGGAGUUUUGUGUUGGCUAAACUUUGGGAACGGAGACGAGUAUGGUACCAGCUUCAAUGGGGUCACUCGCUGUGCUCUUCCAUCCAACGACAGAUUGGGUCGUGGCUGUGUGUUCUGGUGCUGGGAUAUGGCAACUUAGUGGUGACACUCGCGGUGCUUCUUUCUCAGGGUUUACUUGCUGAUGUUUGGGGAGAGAAGCUCGCAGUUCUCGGAUCCUGCAUCUGUCAAGCUUUCUUGGUGCAGUGGAAUGGCGCAUGCAUUCCUGAUGUGGCUCAUGCUCUCAGCAAGUGGGAAGCUCCUCACUGCUCACGUGAUUACCCCAAUUACCAAAGCUCGUUCGUCGCCAAACUGUUCAUGCUGCAGCUAUUUAACACUUUCACUGGACUGGCUCUACUGAUGCUGAGCGAUGUGGGUGGAUUGUCGCUACUGGUCCAUCUCGUGGCUCCUCUUGGUCCUCUUUACAUGUCCUACAAUUCCCGCAUUGAAGGCCACGUUGGUAUCUUCAUUCAGAUGGAGACUCUGCUGGUUGCCAUCUUGGCAGUACAAUUGAGUAUUCGCAUCUUGCUGAUUUUGUCUGCAGCGUUGUCACCGUAUCCAGGACCCCACAAGGAUUAUGUACAAAUUAUGAUGCAACUUGGACUGGUGACCAUGUUCUCGAGUGUGUGUCCAUUGCUGCCACUCCUGGCAUUAGUUGACUGUGCUGUCAAGUUACGACAAAACGCUUUAGAGCUUUGCUGCAUCCGGCAACGACCUGAACCAGGCGAGGGCGAUGACGUUGGUCUGGGACUCUGGGCUUCUUAUACGCCUCUCAUGGUCAGACUGUCCGUUCCCGUUGCACUUUCACUAGCGCUUUUCACGGCGGAUAACUUCGCAGAUAUUUCAGUCGAGCGUCGAGUUGGCUAUAUGCUGAUCGGAGUGCUGAGUAUUUGGCUUGUAGCUCAGCUCCUGUGGUUUUUGAUACCAAGUGAAAGUCGCGCAGUGGAAGAAGCACGAGCACGCAAUAUCUUUCUGGUAGAACGAUACGUUGGCCACGCCGAACAAGCACUGCAUCACUACGAGGAACGCUUGGAGUUGCUGCAUCGAUUGAAUCAGUGA